Molecule: messenger RNA, 1748 nt
Organism: Vicugna pacos (alpaca)
Lineage: Eukaryota; Metazoa; Chordata; Mammalia; Artiodactyla; Camelidae
Gene: LGALS4
Product: galectin 4
Molecular function (GO): carbohydrate binding
Source: RefSeq, a predicted model, not a curated record
CCCUGUGGGGUUGAUAACUAUUAAUAUCUUCAUUUUACAGAUGGGCAAAUGGGUAAACUGAGGUUUAGGCACUGAUUCAGUAUCAAACAGCGGAGGAGUGGCAGAGGAAGGAACCCAAAACCUCUGGCCUCAGAGAUCAGUGAUUUAAACCACUAUAUAUACAAUAUAAUGCACGUGGUAGAGGCAUGUAGUAGGCAUGCAAUAAAUUUAGGUCCUUUCAGUUUCUGGGAGUAUCAAGAGCUCCCAGUUCCUCCCUGAUUUCAGUUUCUUCCAUUGCCCAUCUGUCUGAACCACUCCUUUUAGCCUUGCCCUGCCCAACCCUCCUGGCUUCACCCUCCCUCUGCUAACAAAGGUCAAGCAGGCAUUUAUAGGCUCUGAUAAGGCCCUGGAAGGUCCAAAGUUUGCCAGCACUUCCUCUUUGCAGAAGGGCUUAGAGGAGGGGGCUCUGAGUUGAGUCCCCCAGGCCUGGCCCAGAUCAUCUGGGUUCUGGCUGGUUACCAGUAAGGCUGAGAAGAGAAGGGAGACGAGAUGCCCUAGAAGAUGUGAGCCGGGGAUGCCCAGAAGAGGGACCCCAUAAAUCCUGCCCUGCCAGCCACUCCCUUAUCCUCAGGUAUAAAAGCCACCUACCACUUGCCAUCAGCCAUCAUUCUCCACUCCUGCAGCUGUUCUCACAGGAGGAGCCACCAGCCCAGCCUCUCGAGAUGGCCUUUGUCCCUGCACCGGGCUACCAGCCCACCUACAACCCGACGCUGCCGUACCACAACCCCAUCCCAGGUGGUCUCAGGGUCGGAAUGUCUGUUUACAUCCAAGGAAUGGCUAGCCAGCACAUGAAGAGGUUCUUCGUGAACUUCGUGGUGGGCCAGGGCCCUGGGGCGGACGUGGCCUUCCACUUCAACCCCCGCUUUGAUGGCUGGGACAAGGUGGUCUUCAACACGCAGCAGGACGGCAAGUGGGGCAAGGAGGAGAGAAAAAUGAGCAUGCCCUUCAGCAAGGGCGCCGCCUUCGAGCUGGUGUUCAUGAUCCUGCCGGAGCACUACAAGGUGGUGGUGAAUGGGAACCCCUUCUAUGAGUUUGGGCACCGGCUCCCAGUGCAGACGGUCACCCACCUGCAAGUGGAUGGGGACCUGGAACUCCAAUCAAUCAACUUCAUCGGGGGCCACCCUGCCCCAUUCCAGCCACCCAUGCCUAAUCCAGCGUACCCAGGUCCUGGCCAGUACCACCAACAAUCAAGAAGCCUGCCUACCAUGGAAGGACCCCCAACCUUCAACCCGCCCGUGCCAUUUAUGGGGAGACUGCAAGGCGGGCUUACACCCCGAAGAACCAUCAUAGUCAAGGGCUAUGUACCCCCCACAGGCAAGAGCUUUGUCAUCAACUUCAAGGUGGGAUCUUCGGGGGACCUGGCUCUGCACAUUAACCCCCGCCUGACGGAGGGCGUCGUGGUUCGGAACAGCCGCCUGAAAGGCUCGUGGGGACCAGAGGAGAGGAAACUUUCCUACAACCCAUUCGGUCCUGGACAGUUCUUUGAUCUGUCUAUUCGCUGUGGCAUGGAUCGCUUCAAGGUUUAUGCCAAUGGUCAGCACCUCUUCGACUUUUCCCAUCGCCUUUCCACCUUCCAGACAGUGGACAUGGUGGAGAUCCAGGGUGAUGUCACUUUGUCCUACGUCCAGAUCUGAUCUAUUCCUGGGGCCAUAACCAUUGGGAACACAGAGGAAGAUCCUUUAAAGACCCUAAUAAAAUGUCUAACAGUG